AUGGUUUAUAAGUCCUGGCUGUGUUCUCAGUACUUCCAGACCACCCAGAUACACUGCACCAAUCGAAUCCCCUGUGGCCAGUACUGCCUGGAGGUUCAACAGCGCUGCCCCUUUGUCCUCCCUGACAAUGAUGAUCUCAUUCAUGGAGGCAGCCCAAGUUUUGUAUGUACAGGGUUGCUGGAGGACUACCCAUCAGGUGUUGACCCAAAUGCAGAGUGUUGCGACGUACGGUGGGAUACAAAAGUGGACAACCGUUCCAGAGGGACCCUCAAAAGAACUCAUCCGCCAUGCCAGCAUCGUACCUCCCUUAGCUCUUCAGCAGCCUGCAGACUGUGUAACAGCCGGCUUAAACUCUGCCUGCUGGUCCUUGUCCUCCUACACACUGUUGCCAGCCUCACUGCAUCACACAAUGCAACAGGAAUGGGUCUCCCCACCUUCACGCCUCUGGAGGAGAGUCCCGCCAAUGAGGAGUGAUCAAGCAGCCGAGUGGAUGUGAGGUUGGAAAGGUGGGGAGGAAUUUCCUCACCAUGGCAACCAGCUUGAAAAAUACAGUGAUGGUGGGUGCGUACGGCUGGAGCUGUGUGCCUGUAGACAUACUGCAACACUUUAUGACAAACAAAAACAUAUGGGAAUGCUUUGAAAUGAGUUACGCUUCAAUCAAUCAAAACAAAGAAGUGAUGUAAUAAACAGACUCCCAUACACUAAGGGAUUCAAGUGAUCCCUUAGAUAGGAAAAGGGACAAUGCCACAACCUUUGUUCCUUGUGGCUGAGUUUCUCUAACAAAGCUUUUUUACACUGCGUUCUGAUUAUUGGUUUCUGUUGCUAUGGCUGACUAUAGAAUAACACAAUCAUCUUAUUUUCUUUAUUUCUCCUUUACUGGUUCCCUCAUUCAGGGACAAAUAUGUUCCUCUAAGACAGAAAAUGGGAUAAAUACUUAGCAGCAGGUUUGUGUGUGUUUGUGUGUGUGUGACAGAGAGAUGGAAUGUGUGCAUGUUGCUAUGCCAAAAAGCUUAUUUAAAAUGCUGAUUUCAUGGAGAGCCCUGCAGAAUUUCUCUGCACCACUGUGGGAGGUGGACCAUAUUUCUGUUUGAAGAUCAUUGGGUUUUAUGGGGUUCUGAGUUCCAUUUAAAACGAUUUGACAGCAGCUCAUAGGUAUUUUUAAUUUGAUUUGAGAGAUAAUCAAAAAAUAACAGAAUAGUAUCGAAAUACAUUUCGUGAUUUAAUUAAAGUAAAUACUUGGGCUCAGGAAAUUUUUUAAUA
Cyprinodon variegatus (sheepshead minnow) is the source of this 1260-nucleotide messenger RNA. Its product is annotated as transmembrane protein FAM155A-like. Bases 1 to 474 code for a protein of 157 amino acids. The record is from RefSeq and is a predicted model, not a curated record. Gene Ontology annotation, cellular component: plasma membrane. Gene Ontology annotation, biological process: calcium ion import across plasma membrane. Gene Ontology annotation, molecular function: stretch-activated, monoatomic cation-selective, calcium channel activity. NCBI's taxonomy places the organism in Eukaryota, Metazoa, Chordata, Actinopteri, Cyprinodontiformes, Cyprinodontidae. The transcript has 2 exons.